Myotis brandtii (Brandt's bat) is the source of this 2542-nucleotide messenger RNA. RefSeq names its product zinc finger protein 664 (gene ZNF664). Gene Ontology annotation, cellular component: nucleus. The record is from RefSeq and is a predicted model, not a curated record. The transcript is spliced from 2 exons. Gene Ontology annotation, biological process: regulation of transcription by RNA polymerase II; central nervous system development. Gene Ontology annotation, molecular function: DNA-binding transcription factor activity, RNA polymerase II-specific; RNA polymerase II cis-regulatory region sequence-specific DNA binding. The coding region runs from base 1108 to 1893 and encodes 261 amino acids. Lineage: Eukaryota; Metazoa; Chordata; Mammalia; Chiroptera; Vespertilionidae.
GCGCUCGGGAGGGAUUCCCUAGGGUCUCACUGGGCCUCUGUGGGGGCAGCUGACACAGCGAUGCAGGGGGGAAGGAGGUCAGGCACAGGAGGAGCAUGUGCAAGACUGAAACAAAGCAGGGGGCGGGGGAAGGCCGGGCAGGACUCGGCGUUUUAGUUCAUCAGGAAACCUCGGGACAGAAACAAGGGAGGGCAUCUGGUACCACACGUCACGUGUCCGCUCUCCCUGGGGACUGCAGGGCGGCUCUGACAUGGCGUGUUGGCUGCGGAAACAGCAGUAUUGUCCCCCGAAGUCCCAGGUGGGGGGUGCUCCUUCUGGUCCUGUAUGCGGGCGGCUGUUCCUCGCGCUCACGGGGCCUUCUGCGGGCUCCUUUCCCAGUAGCGCCCGCUGCGCUCGGGUCCCUCAGGGAGUGGUGGUGCUGGCUGUGACGUGCUGUGCACAGGAGCAUGACAUCUGCACCUCUCUCUUCAGACCUGCACCCCACAGACAGCGCUCGGGAAGAGAGUCCCUCCGCGGGUGCAGGCACGAGACUGGAGUGGCGCCUGGGCGGGGAGUCCUCAGCGGGAGGAGCCGCACACCUGGGCCCCAGGAGCUGGCUUCCGGGGAAGGCUCCGGCGGAUGUGCAGGAGGCGGGAUGUCACACUGACCCUUCCCGGGGAGCCUGCGGGGGCCCGAGACCAGCACGCAGCCUCUCGGCCUCGGCGGCGAGGGACACUGUGCACCGCCGUCUCUGCGUGAGAAGUGCGAGGCCGUCCACACGAGGGAGCUUCCAGGGGCUUCCAAACGCCCGCCAAGGCCUGCAGCCGGAGCCCGUGGAAUGUUGACGCUCGGGACCCAAAAGGGAGCUCGGCGUUCAUGAGCCCAGGAUUCGCGCGGGCGUGCGUGUCGCUGCAUCGUCGGUAGAGACCGAGGGGACACUAUGCAGGAAGAAGCCUUCCUCAGGAAGGCAGGCAGGGCAGAGCUUAGGCCCACCUUGAACCCCCCGAGCAGAGCGAGCCUGAGAUAAGCCGCCAGCAUGGCCAAGUGCGAGGCUCAGCGACCUCGCGCCCUGUAACUGUAGUAGCCGCAGGAACUUUCUCCUCUGCGCCACGAUACCAAAUAGGAAACAUGAUCUACAAGUGCCCCAUGUGUAGGGAGUUUUUCUCUGAGAGAGCAGACCUUUUCAUGCAUCAGAAAGUCCACACGGCCGAGAAGCCCCAUAAGUGUGACAAGUGCGACAAGGGUUUCUUUCACAUAUCAGAGCUCCACAUUCACUGGAGAGACCACACAGGAGAGAAGGUCUAUAAAUGCGAUGAUUGCGGUAAGGAUUUCAGCACCACAACGAAACUUAACAGACAUAAGAAAAUCCACACAGUAGAAAAGCCCUAUAAAUGUUAUGAGUGUGGCAAAGCCUUCAAUUGGAGCUCACACCUUCAGAUUCACAUGAGAGUUCAUACAGGCGAGAAACCCUAUGUCUGCAGCGAGUGUGGGAGGGGCUUUAGUAAUAGCUCAAACCUGUGCAUGCAUCAGAGAGUCCACACCGGAGAGAAACCCUUCAAAUGCGAAGAGUGUGGGAAGGCCUUCCGGCACACUUCCAGCCUCUGCAUGCAUCAAAGGGUUCACACGGGGGAGAAGCCCUAUAAAUGUUACGAGUGUGGGAAGGCCUUCAGCCAGAGCUCUAGCCUCUGCAUUCACCAGAGAGUGCACACUGGGGAGAAGCCCUACAGGUGCUGUGGGUGUGGGAAGGCCUUCAGCCAGAGCUCCAGCCUCUGCAUCCACCAGAGAGUGCACACUGGGGAGAAGCCUUUUAAAUGCGAUGAGUGUGGGAAGGCCUUCAGCCAGAGCACCAGCCUCUGCAUCCACCAGAGAGUGCACACAAAGGAGAGAAACCAUCUCAAAAUAUCAGUUAUAUAGAGCGUUUUGCUAAGAGUUAAAAAUCUUAAAACCCAUAAGUGCCACUAGGAAGGAAACCCUAUGAAUACCUGCAUUGACCCAAGAAAUUGCUCCUGGAAGCCCCGGCAGAACGUUCUUUUUGAGGAGGUAUAGGUGAGGCGGUUUGUUUUUAAUUCCUACCAAGUGUGUUCCACAACUUGAUGUCCCUCCGGGCGUCUGCCCAGGAUGGGUUGUGAGGUCCCGGCCAUCUCCCAUUCACGGAAUGCGGGGGGGUGUUUCCUGGGCUUCCGGCCCGAUGCCUCUCUAGUUGAGUGCUACACGGGAAACCAUGAUCAUCACCCAGCCUCCCGCGUCACCUCCACGGACGCUUCACCCACCAGCGAGUGUCCGGGUACCCCUGUCAGGAGCUCAGGACCCCCUUCUCUGGAUCAGCGUGUCAGUCAGUGCUUUGAAAGGGACCGCUCCCCGAGGCAGUGCUCUGGAAUUUCUCCAUAGAUCCCAUUGUCUGUCGCCCCACUUCCCUGCGUGUCCUCAAAGUCCUUUCCCAGAAGCACCACCCUUCCUAGAUGGCAUCCGAUCUCACUAGGUUUCAGGCGGCUCGGGCGCCACUCGCGCGGCCCAUCAGGAGUCAUUGGCAGGCGCACGCUCCCUUAAACAUUUUUUUUUUAAU